CCGGGGCUGUCAUCGUCCGUGGGAUCUAGACAACCCCAAAGUUUCCUUUGUCGUCGUGACGUUGCCUCGACUUACUCCCUCGGAUUUCCGUUCUGUCAAUACUAGCCCUGUCAUGAAAUGAGUCUCACUCACCAAUACACCUUAUCUCUACUCAAAUAAUCACGUAGUCGUUUCUCUCAUCCAGAGACGAGGCACACUAUGUAUCGACAUAGAAUAGCAUGGCUGGCCUGUACCACUGGUCUGCUGUCAUCGACUAUUCGCGCUCAGGACGAUAUCUUUGGACCAAUCGGCGGCGGAUGGGGCGGAUGGAUAACUAACCAGGUUAAUUCAACGUUGUGUCAGUGGGGUUCGCUUCGAGUUGCAACACUAAAAGAUGUCGUCUAUCUGGAUGGCGGCGACCAAAGAUUUGUCGCGGGUCUGAGCGACGGAACGAUAUCAGCGCCUCUUUUCUCAGACGACAAUCCACUUGGACUUAUCUGGACAUAUAACUUUAGUACCCCUUUCGAUAAAAGCACAAAUUUCAGCUCAAUACUUGGCACUUUACCAAAAGGCGCGGCAACCAGCAUUGCACCCAACUACGAAGAUGGAGCAUUGCUUGCUAACGAUGCCGAAUUCUUUCUAUAUGGUGGAAUGUUCAUAGCAACAUCGACACAAUCACUGCCGGAUGGCAAAUCGGUGCUAGGAUAUAUGGCAUCGGAGUACAAUGACAAUGGCCGCCCCUUCCACGUACAAUUUCGGUCUGAAGAUCUCCCUGAUGGCAUGACCCGGUUUGUCACUUUCGGUGCAGGCGCCAAUGCCCCAUCAGAGAAUAAAGCGUGGUAUUUUGGUGGAUAUCGUUCCGAAUCCUGGGGUCAAAUAUACAUCGCAAACUCUACCACCAAUCCUACAAAUGUGUCGAACACGUUUAUGACACUCGAUAUGGCUGUGCAGCAACAAGAAGUUUGGACAAACACGACCCUACCAGUCGGAACGCAGAGUCGUGCAGGUCCAUCCAUGGUAUGGGUUCCUGUUGGUGAACAAGGUAUACUUGUGGUAGUGGGCGGUGUCACAUAUCCCGGAUUUGACAACGAUAAUGGGACGUCUCAAAACGAGGCACAGAGUAAAAUUGAUAGCCCAUCAUUCAUGUCUACAAUUGACGUAUAUGAUGUUGCCGGCGACAAGUGGUAUCGACAACCAACGCAGGGGGCUCCUCCCGCAUUAACUAGGGGGUGCGCUGUAGUUGCUACCGCACAAGACAAAUCCAGCUUCAAUAUCUACUAUUACGGAGGGUAUGAUGGCAUUAGUACUACUUCGGAUUUCAAUGAUGAUGUAUGGGUACUUACGCUCCCGAGCUUUAUGUGGAUGAAGGUUUCCGGUGGCACACCGGAGCACGCUCGAGCCGGACACCAAUGCGUGAUGCCAUAUCCGGACCAGAUGAUCACUAUUGGAGGUAGCACCUCCACAAAGGGUGAUAGCCUCAAAUGUCUCGACGGGGAGAGCCCAUCAGUGCUUCAGGCUUACAAUCUUACCCAGGCGGCGUGGAUGGAUUCCUAUGAUCCGAAGAGCUGGGAUGAGUACGGUGUCCCCGAGAUGAUCCACAUGAUGAUAGGAGGAAGCUACUCCGGCGGCGCAACUAUGACCGCUCCAUCUCCUGGUGGUUGGGCCACACCCGCGCUCGGCAGUGUUUUUGGUACUCCGUACAACACGUCAAAAAUAACGACAUAUUAUCCGUACAGCUCCGUCGGCCCCGGAAACGGUACUCGCGACGCGGCUCACAGCGGUGGCGGAGGAGGCACACCUGGUUGGGUCGGUGCCGUAAUAGGCGUGGUUCUCGGUGUCGCCCUCAUCACGGCCGUCGUAGUUGGUAUCAUCCUGUACAGGAAGAGAAAGUUUUUGAAGAAGAAUAACAACAUCAGGAGCGACCAAUCAACAGACGAUAACGGCAACAGCAAAGUCAAGUCCUGGAUGCAAAAUAUGCAAGGCAGCAGAGCGCCAACCGUAGAUGCCGAGGACGCCCGAACACAGUUCGACGGUAUGGAGAGUCGGGGCGUCUCGCCAGGUCAUCCAGAGAUGGGGAACAUGUACUCACCCGCCGAAAUGCCAGAUACGCCUCUCGUACCCAUACAAGAGCUCAUGGGUGACUCUCCGCGUCGAGCCGAGCUCUCAAGCGACACCGGAAGCAUCCACAACGCCGGCUUCGUAGACCCGAAGCAGAACCCCUUCGCCUCGAACCCAAACACACCGCACUCCAUCACCACGCCAACCACCCAGUUCCCCUUCGGCAGCACCGUAUCGCACGACCACGCCUCCAGCAUCGGCUCCCAGGGGCCGCCGCCACGGUACACGCAGAGGCCGGACUCGCCGCCGCUGGGGACCAACGACGCGCAGUACGGAUCCAUCGCCGGCAUCGCCGUCUCCAACAACAACAGCAACAUCAACAACAACAACUCCGGCUCCGACGUGCACUCGAACGUGGGCGGUGCAGAUACUAGACCGCGUCCGCCAGCCGGGUCGAAUCCGAACCGCAACACGGUGCUCAGCGGCGUAAGCGGCUUCAGCGACCGCGACGCCGGACACAUGCGCCAGGCCAGCGAUACGACGGUGAGCUCCGUGACCGUGGACGACUCGCACCAACAGCACCCGUCCUCAUACCAGCAGCCCCAACAACAUCAGGGGGUCUUUGAUGGGCAGAACAGCCCGCCGCUGCCGGUCAGUCCGCCGAGCGUGGAUACCAUGGACGGCGCGAACGAUUACAUCAGCCACCAGCACUCGCAGCACUCGCGGAAUGCGCAGGGAGGGAGCACAAGCAGUCCGAACCGCCAGAGCAAUUUCAUCGAGAGCGAGGAUGACUUGGGGCCGGGGCGCGGAGAGGCAAGGUGAUUUUGAUCGGAGAUCUAUAUCUCUCUUGAAUUCUGAACACGAAAAAAAAGAAAGAAAAAAAAAAAAAACACAAGCAAACUAAUGAAUUUUCCGCGACUUUUUUUCUUCAUGAGUUAGCUAAAAACUUCCUUUCCAUAUCUAAAGUAUAGAUACCAUGGCGUUGUUUCUCAUCUGGCUAUUCGAGAAGGAACGGGUUUUUUUGGGCUGGGCUUGGGGCUGGACCGGGAUAGGAUAGGAAAGGAAAGGGAGGCGAUGUGUUAUUUUUCCCCGUAUAUACGUACAUACGAGCCUGCUCUGAAGGCAGGACAUGUCAUUUUGGAUAUGUGAUAUGGAUAUGGAUGAUCGGACGCAU
Molecule: messenger RNA, 3211 nt
Organism: Annulohypoxylon truncatum
Lineage: Eukaryota; Fungi; Ascomycota; Sordariomycetes; Xylariales; Hypoxylaceae
Exons: 5
Coding region: 199-2859 (886 amino acids)
Source: RefSeq, a predicted model, not a curated record